Rhinocladiella mackenziei CBS 650.93 is the source of this 405-nucleotide messenger RNA. RefSeq lists its product as uncharacterized. Gene Ontology annotation, molecular function: oxidoreductase activity, acting on the CH-CH group of donors. The record is from RefSeq and is a predicted model, not a curated record. The coding region runs from base 1 to 405 and encodes 134 amino acids. The transcript is spliced from 3 exons. NCBI's taxonomy places the organism in Eukaryota, Fungi, Ascomycota, Eurotiomycetes, Chaetothyriales, Herpotrichiellaceae.
AUGGCGAAAGCCGAAAAGGAUGCCAGUUAUUAUGCGCAUACCUUCACCAUGGCCUCCUGCGGCCACAUAUACGGGAAAGGCCUUGGCGCUGGCGAGGGUGAUUAUCACUUGUGGUUCUCGCCCUCCAUCGUAUUCGACGCCCUCAAAGAUCUUUCUGCAUCGCAUAGCCUGACGAAAGAGCAGCGAAAAAGGCCUUCAUCAGCCUAUGACAAGGCCGAUGAGGAUUUGGCAUUGCAUGCUCCCACAAUCUCAGAAGGUUAUGGCGUUGCUGAUAUCCAGUUCAACAGCGAACUCGCUCGCCCGGAUGAAGAUCCCUACCAAGCGUUGUUCGAAGUGGCUCAGAAGUGCGAGAGAAAUGAUUUGAAGGAGGUUCUGGGUUCUGUUCGCAUUGUGGCACACUGUUGA